Molecule: messenger RNA, 1055 nt
Organism: Linepithema humile (Argentine ant)
Lineage: Eukaryota; Metazoa; Arthropoda; Insecta; Hymenoptera; Formicidae
Source: RefSeq, a predicted model, not a curated record
GUAUAUAUUAGUUAAUUUUUCUGUGCAAUCAUCAUCACUGAUGAUUCAUCAGUCUGUAAAUUUUACCAGGAAGGAGUACAACAGUACCAAAGCAACAAGCGCUUGAAAAUUUCAGUAUGGCCUUAAAAGGAAUCAAAGUUUUGGAGUUAGCUGGUCUCGCUCCAGGGCCCUUCUGUGGAAUGAUUUUGGCAGAUUUCGGAGCAUCUGUUAUCAGAGUAGACAGGAUUGGAGCUCAAACAUUAGAUCAUUUGGGCUAUGGAAAGAGAUCGAUAGCAUUAAAUUUAAAAUCUGAAGGUGGUAUCAAUAUUUUCAAAAAAUUAAGCGACCAAAGUGAUGUUGUUAUUGACACAUACAGGAGAGGUGUCAUGGAAAAGUUGAAGAUUGGACCAAAGGAACUUAUGGCCACAAAUAAAAAGUUGAUAUAUGCUAGAUUAACUGGAUAUGGUCAAAAUGGUUCUUAUGCAGAUAUGGCUGGACACGAUAUAAAUUAUUUAGGAUUAUCUGGAUUACUGUCUUUAUUUGGUCGUCAUAAUGAAAAACCUACACCGCCUGUUAAUCUGGCCGCUGAUUUUGGCGGCGGUGGUUUAAUGUGUGCUCUCGGAAUAACUUUAGCACUAUACGAUCGAACCAAGAGCAAUGCUGGGCAAAUAGUAGAUGCAUCUAUGGUCGAAGGAUCUGCGUACUUAGGAUCUUGGUUAUUCAGAUCCCAAAAAUUCCAUGGUCUGUGGGGAAAUCCACGUGGCAAGAAUGUUUUAGAUACAGGUUCACAUUUUUAUGAUACAUACGAGACCAAAGAUAAGCUUUACAUGUGUGUUGGAGCUACCGAACCACAGUUCUAUGAAAUCUUUAUAAAGAAGCUUGGUCUUUCGGAUAAUGAAGUACCGCAGUAUGAAAAUUUUGAAGAGAAUCGUGACAAAAUUGCAGAAAUUUUUAAGAAAAAGACUCAAGCUGAAUGGUGCGCUAUAUUCGAUGGCACUGAUGCAAGCGUAACACCACUCCUAAGCUUGAAAGAGGCCACAUCACACAGUCAUAAUAAACAGAACAAGUUUUAACAA